Zeugodacus cucurbitae (melon fly) is the source of this 414-nucleotide messenger RNA. RefSeq names its product fibrinogen C domain-containing protein 1. The transcript has 2 exons. Lineage: Eukaryota; Metazoa; Arthropoda; Insecta; Diptera; Tephritidae. The record is from RefSeq and is a predicted model, not a curated record. The coding region runs from base 1 to 414 and encodes 137 amino acids.
AUGAAUAUCACCGAAUUGGAUGUGUUUUGUGAAGAGAAAGUAGAUUCCGGUGGAUGGUUAGUAAUUCAACGUCGUCGACGUUUCUCACAAAAUUUUAAUAGAAAAUGGAGUGACUAUAAGAAGGGAUUCGGCGACUUAACGGGAGACUAUUGGUUCGGUUUGGAAAAAUUGCACGCGCUCACCAGCAGCUGUGAACAGGAGUUGUAUAUUGAAGUGGAAAGAAUUAAUGGCGCGGUAGAUAACUUAAAUGGACACGACGGAGAUAAUGUGGAGUUUAUCAGUCCGAACGGAGAUAAUGUGGAGUUUAUCAGUCCGAAAAAGAUGAUAAGCGAUAUAUCGGUAACGUUAGCGCAAAUGAUGAUACGACCAACCGAAAACUGCUUUAGACGAUUGGCGUUGAGCAAUUUAAAUUGA